Molecule: messenger RNA, 4016 nt
Organism: Mercenaria mercenaria
Lineage: Eukaryota; Metazoa; Mollusca; Bivalvia; Venerida; Veneridae
Product: serine/threonine-protein kinase/endoribonuclease IRE1-like
Exons: 20
Coding region: 106-2865 (919 amino acids)
Biological process (GO): mRNA processing; intrinsic apoptotic signaling pathway in response to endoplasmic reticulum stress; protein phosphorylation
Cellular component (GO): IRE1-TRAF2-ASK1 complex
Molecular function (GO): protein serine/threonine kinase activity; ATP binding; RNA endonuclease activity
Source: RefSeq, a predicted model, not a curated record
CAAGCAUGGCUGACAAAGGAGAAACGAAAACACAUCACUAUAAAUUUUAUGUCGAUUACAGUUAAAUUGUAACAUAUGCCCACAAAGAAAUUGAACUAACGCAAAAUGAAGUUAUACCACUAUCGAUUUGCUUUGAUCAUAUUCGGUGUUCUGUGGUCUUUCAUCGAAAAUUCGUUGUCCGAAGAGCAUGGUGCAGGCUCCCUGACAGUACAUAAUGAAGUUCUUUUCAUAUCAACAAUCAAUGGAAAGUUUCAUGCUGUCAGCAAACAAACAGGAAAAACCUUAUGGUCUUUAGAUGAAGAGCCUGUAAUUAAAGUUCCAACAGACGUUUCAUCAGGGUACAGUUUCCUGCCAGAUCCGAAGGAUGGAAGUCUAUAUGCACUCAGUGAUGGUAGGGAAGGGAUUAAGAAACUGCCAUUUACAAUACCCGAACUUGUCACUGCCUCUCCUUGUAAAAGUUCAGAAGGAAUUCUUUACACAGGUCACAAGCGUGAUAUCUGGAUGGCCAUAGACCCUCACACAGGAGCCAAACUACAAACGCUGACUCUAGAUGGUGCCCAGAACACUUGUCCAUCAACUAAAGAAAAUACUCUCUUUAUUGGUAGAACUGAGUACACUAUAGUGAUGUUCGAUAGCAAGACAGGGACCAAAAGGUGGAAUGCUACUUACUUAGAUUAUUCCUCCCAUGUGGCUCCAGAUGUUCAAGAUUAUGAUAUGCGACAUUGUACUGCUAGUUCCAAUGGUUUAGCCGUGACAUUAGAUAGUGUUACUGGGGACAUACUGUGGCAUACAGACUUUGACUCUCCAGUUGUCGCCAUGUACAAACUACAUGCAGAGGGCCUUCAGAAGAUACCAUUUACAACUUUUGCACCAGAAACUCUUGAUCACCUCACAGGACAACUUUCUUCAACAUUUUGGAAGAAUAGGUUCCUAGAACAUGGACAGAAAAAGAUAUUUUAUCCUACAUUGUACGUUGGGGAGUACGAACAUGGGAGUUUUGCAACAGGAUCAUAUGUAGAUGAAAAAACUGUCACAGUUUCACCCAGGGAAGGAGGAAUACCUCAGCUAGAGGGACCAAAGGGCACUGUAGUAGACAAACCACCUCUAAAGCAACCACCUCAAACACAUGAAGAGAAAAUACGGGCUCAUACUGUUAGAAGGAAAGAUGCUGUACUAUUAUUAGGCUAUCAUGAAGUUCCAGAAGAAGAUCAAAACAGAAUUACUCCAGCAUUUCAGAUAACAGAUAGAUCAGAAACCACAGAUAAAAUUAUUCCACCUAGACACAAGUCACCUGACCAUAAUUCCUCACCUAAACCAAAGUUUCCUCCACCACUGGAGAAGGGGGAGAGUACUCAAGGGCAGACAAAUGAUACUACAGCAGACAAUGGAUUGUUGAAACAGGCUAUGGAAUAUCUGAAUGUAGAUUUGAAGUUCCUCACAAUUGUCAUUCUGCUAAUAUCAAUAGGGGCUGUAGUAGUUAUAUACCCAAGGUCUGUGGAUGAGGAGUCGUACAAGAAAAUAUUACGUAAGAUUGAGGAACACCAGCAAAAUGGACAAACACAGAAAUCUGCCCAGACUUCCUUCAAUGAGAGAGACAGGUCCUCUUCUGAUCUGCAGUAUGAUGCUAUUCCAGAUGGCUAUGUUCAAGUUGGAAAAAUUUUGUAUAAUCCUAGAGAAGUUCUAGGCCAUGGAUGUGAAGGAACAUUUGUUUAUAGGGGUAAAUUUGACCAUCGUAGUGUAGCAGUAAAGAGGUUGUUGCCAGAGUGUUUCAGUUUUGCGGACAGAGAGGUGGAGCUGCUAAGGGAAUCCGACCAACAUCCUAAUGUCAUCAGAUACUUCUGUAUGGAAGCAGACAGUCAGUUCCGUUAUAUUGCGCUGGAAUUAUGUACAGCCACGUUAGCUAGUUAUAUAGAUGGCAAGAGCAAAUUGAACCUCGAUCCAAUAACAAUAUUAUAUCAAGCAAUGUCAGGGCUAGCACAUCUCCAUUCAUUAGAUAUUGUACAUAGAGACAUAAAGCCACAGAAUGUAUUGAUAUCGCAGCCUGAUUCUCGGGGCCAAGUGAGGGCUAUGAUCUCAGACUUUGGACUGUGCAAGAAGUUGGCUGCAGGACGGCUUUCAUUCUCUCGUAGGUCAGGCGCUGCUGGUACAGAGGGCUGGAUAGCACCAGAGAUGUUGAAUGAAGAUCACAGAACAACUUGUGCUGUGGAUAUAUUCUCAGCGGGUUGUGCUUUAUAUUAUGUGGUUACAAAAGGAAAACAUCCAUUUGGUGAGCCAUUACGACGACAGGCUAAUAUUCUUGCUGGAGAUUACAAUUUAGACAGUCUUCCUCUAACUGACUGCUAUGUUAGGAAACAGUUGAUAGAGACAAUGAUUGACUUUGAUCCUGACAGUCGUCCAACAGCUAAAGCUGUACUCAAACAUCCUUUCUUCUGGAAAAAGGAAAGACAACUUGCAUACUUCCAGGACGUGAGUGAUCGUAUUGAGAAGGAAUGCGAGGAAAGCGUAGUUGUAAAGAGACUGGAAUGGGGAGGUGAUCGCGUUGUGAAAGGUGAUUGGCGCAGUCAUAUCUCAAAAGAAUUACAGGAUGAUCUGAGGAAAUUUCGAACAUACAAAGGACAAAAUGUCAGGGAUCUUUUAAGAGCCAUGAGAAACAAGAAACAUCAUUACAGGGAGUUACCAGAGGCUGUAAAGAACUCGCUUGGUACAGUACCCGAUCAGUUUGUUAAAUAUUUCACAUCAAGAUUUCCUCGUCUUCUCAUUCAUACGUACACUGCAUUAGAAUGUUGUGCUCAUGAGCGCGUGUUCCAACAAUAUUAUGAUGACAGUAAACACACACCACUGCCAGAAGCUGCAGAUGUCAGAUGAAUUAAGUGGGAUGUUCAAAAUUAAACAGUUUUGUCAUAAGGCAUUAGAGAAGAGGUUGAUACUAAGUGUCAUUGAAUGGUGAUACAAUUUAUAUUUCUACCUGGCAAGAUGUUGGAAGGUACUCAGCUGUUGUUGGGAACAUGAUUUGUGUCCAGUUUUGGUAACAUACAAACAUGUGAUGUAGAUUAUAACAGUUUUGCAUCUCUUAUGGCUAUUGGUGCUAAUUAGUGGCCAAUUAUUGUAUAAACAAAUCUAAAAGUCUGUUGUGUGGAAGAGACGGAUCAGUUACCUGUUACUCUGGGAUUGUGAAUGUAUCUGUUGUUGAAAUUGGACAUUGAAUUCUUCGUGUGAGGAAGCCAUCCAGCUGGCUAACGGAUGGUCGGUGGUUCUACCCAGGUGCCCGCUCAUGAUGAAAUAAUGCACGGAGGGGCACCUGGGGUCGUUCUCCACCAUUAAAGCAAAAAAGAAAAAAAAAUUGAAAUGUGGACAAAGGUUGAAAAUCGUGUACAUUUACUGUCAGUGAGGAUGGUUAAAGAUUUCCAGGACAAGGAAUUUAGAUGAUUUAAAUUAUGUCUGCCAGUAACAAAUUGAGGGGUAUACAGAACAUAGUGUAAAAAAGGGAAGCAAAAAAUAUUUAUGUUGCAAAAUUGGUUACAAAAAAAAGUACAUAUUAAAAUUUACCAUAGGGAUAUUUUAAUUUAAUGUUUAUUUUUGUCACGGAAGAUUUUGCAUGGAUCGAUGACCCAACUUUAACUAUCACUACAGAUAAGAUCUUUUGAAGGGUUGGAUUGUUUGUAAAAAUAAAAGAAUUACAUAGAGUGUAAGAUACUCCUCACAUGUCUGCAAAUCAAAUGCGAAGUUCAAAAAUAGAAAUUUAGUUGUUGAAAUUUUAAAUAUUGACGAACAGCUUGGUAGUUAGGUAUUUAUUUUUUUUACAGUUUUGAUUUUUUUUUAGAAUUCUUCCUAGAUGUUGUUAACUCUUUUUUUUUUUCAUUUGAUAAAAAUAUAUAUAAAUUGUAUAUUUUUUUUUACAUAUUUUUUUAUCUUCUAGCCACACUUAGGGCUAAUUUUUUAUUCUAUCUUGAGUCAGUUUAGCUGCCAUUAGCUUAUAGUUGUAAAUAAUGCCAAAGAUUUUAACAUUAAAGAUUUAA